AUGUCGGGACAUUCAAAGUUCACUCCUGAAUUAUUGAUCACUGCUCCAAGACCAUCAGCAGCAGUACCGAACGAUGAGGGGAAAGUAGCGCUCUAUACUGUCUCAACAUACGACCUCGACACACACGCAGAUUUCUCUGAGGCCAAGCUGCUCAACUUAGAAACCGGAGAGUCUACCCGGUACACCAAUGAUCCCAAGGAGUCUUCGUUUUGCUGGCUGUCUGGUACGUCGCUUCUUUGGCAAAGAGAAGGCAAAAACAACACCGAGUUAUGGAUUGGCGAUGCGUAUCACAAGACCAGACCAUAUUUGGCGGGUACUAUCGAUGCUAAGCCAGGGAAUUUAAAGACCAAAGCCUUGGACAACGGUGACAUUGCACUGGUCUUCACAGCACCCGCAGAUGCCGAACAAAAUCUGCACAACACCCUCAAAGCAGAAAAGGCUCAUACGACCGCCCGGGAAUGGACUCAUAGUCGACCCAAAAGAUGGGACACGUACGUUGACCAAUAUAGAUCGGUUAUUUGGUAUACAGUUCUGAAGCUUGACCUGGCUUCUAAGCAAUGGCAUCUUUCUACUAAGGGCCCUGUCAAUGCUCUACGAGGAACAGGCCUAGUAGUACCCUUUUACUCCAACUCGCAAAGCUCCCCGGAUCUCGACAUCUCGUCUUAUGGGAUUGCCUUUGCAACAACAGAGCCAGGGGACACAGAAUGGAGAAAAUCGCAGAGUUCCUUAUAUUUUCUUCCAUUGUCAACCUUUGAGGAGACCGAGUUACCUGCACUGAAGAAGAUAAAGGUUCCCGAUCAUGCGGAUAUCGUAGCAACCCCGAGAUUUGCGCCUCGGGACCCCGUGGUCGCUUUUCUAGUUGAUCAGAAUAACGAGGAGUGGUCGCACAAGAGUAUUGUCUUGCUAAACACAGAGACAUUGAGUAUUGUCUCAAUUCUUCGAACAGUCAGUUCAUUCGGUCAAAGCCAGAACUGGGAUGUCUUUCCAGACGACAUUCUGUGGGCAAACGACGGUGCAUCUUUGUAUCUGACUGCAAACCAUCAAGCAAAAGCUUGUGUGUUCCAAGUUACUCUCCCAACUACUAUUGUUCAAGACAGAACACAGAGUGUGGAACCAGUGGCUUUGCAGAUCCCUGGCUCCGUCUCAUCACUGUAUCAGCUGGGCCGGAGUUCCUCGGAGAAUCGGUUACUGGCCACCUCUUCGUCAUUUACAGAUCAGGGAUUUUUCACAAUCGUGACUCCUCCUGUAGACAAUGAUUCUCAGUCUCAGACCAGCCGGGUCAUCCACUCAUCCUCCUCUCACGGAGCCUAUUUCGGUAUUUCGGACAAGCAAAUUGAAUCGAUAACAUUCCCUGGUGGACCGGAUGGCAAGACUCCAGUCCAAUGCUGGAUUGUGAAGCCAUCGUGGUACGACGUCACCUCAGAAGAGAAGCAUCCUCUGUUCAUUUUUAUGCACGGCGGGCCCAGCUCCGCUAGCAUGGACGCCUGGACCUGGCGCUGGAAUACGGCCCUCCUAGCGGAACAAGGGUACAUCGUCGCAGUCCCCAACUUUACGGGAUCCGACUCGUUCGGAGGCGAAUUUGCACGAGCAGUCGCACUGCAGUGGGGAGGACACCCUUACCAUGAUAUCGAGCGCUGUUUCAACUGGAUCGAACAAAAUCUGUCGACCAAGUGCGAUGUUGAUAGAGCUGUAGCCGCGGGCGGAAGCUACGGGGGAUACCUGGCACUAUUCUUGGAAGGACAGCCUCUCGCCAAGCGGCUCAAAGCUCUGGUCAGCCACGACGGCAUCUUCGACGUUGUUUCCGAGCUUCUGAGUGAUGAUCUGGGUCAAGUGCAAGAGCUCACGCGCUCCUUCGGUUCGCCGUACUUCUCGAAUGCUCCGGAUGCUGCCCGUGACGAUCCCAGCGUAAAGGAGAUCUGGCGACGGUAUAACCCAGCGGAGUAUCUCACUAAUUGGUCGACGCCACUACUUCUGAUCCAUUCGGAUCGAGAUUUCCGGUGCCCUAUUACGGCCGCAUGGGCCGCUUAUACCGUUUGUCGGAUGAAAGGGAUCGAUACGCGGUUUUUGAACUUUCCUGACGAGAACCAUUGGGUCCUGGGCAGGGAGAAUAGUUUGGUCUGGUAUCAGAAUGUGAUUGGAUGGUGCAAUAAAUAUGUGGGCAUGGAGCAUGGGUUGGCGUUGCAGCCCGCUCGGAAUGAGCCGCAGUGGCUGGGGAGAAGGGAAGCGGGGAGGGUGCUGGAUGUUGAUGCGUAGGAGCAUGGUUCAUAGAUCGUUUUCUUCUUCAAUGCAAUUUUGCUGCAG
This is a messenger RNA of Aspergillus welwitschiae, 2301 nucleotides long. Its product is annotated as alpha/beta hydrolase family protein. Lineage: Eukaryota; Fungi; Ascomycota; Eurotiomycetes; Eurotiales; Aspergillaceae. Gene Ontology annotation, biological process: proteolysis. The record is from RefSeq and is a predicted model, not a curated record. The transcript is spliced from 3 exons. Bases 1 to 2253 code for a protein of 750 amino acids. Gene Ontology annotation, molecular function: serine-type endopeptidase activity.